Messenger RNA from Trichoderma citrinoviride, 786 nucleotides. RefSeq lists its product as hypothetical. Lineage: Eukaryota; Fungi; Ascomycota; Sordariomycetes; Hypocreales; Hypocreaceae. Gene Ontology annotation, molecular function: FMN binding. The record is from RefSeq and is a predicted model, not a curated record. Bases 1 to 786 code for a protein of 261 amino acids. The transcript has a single exon.
AUGGCCGCCCCGGAAGCGCCAUGGCGCUCUGCCUUCCUGGCCCACGCCCAGCAGGCCGGCACGGCGACCUUUACCCUGAGCACGCUGCAUCCGCUCGACAGCAACCAGUUCGUGCCCAGGGCGAGGACCGUCGUCUUUCGCGGCAUGUGGGCGUCCCUGCCGGAGAAUCCAAGAAACCCGGCGCCGCUCAACCCGGCCGCCUUCACCAGCGACAUGCCGACCAUCACGACGGAUGUGCGCAUGGAAAAGGUGCCGGAGCUGAUGGCCAGCACACAGGAGCCGUCCGCGUCGUCAGGGGCACAGUCUGCUGCGGGAGGCCCCGUCGAAGCCGUCUUCUGGAUGGAAAAGGCCAACGUGCAAUGGCGCAUCCGCGGCCGUGCCUACAUCAUCGGGCCGGACAUCGACUCGGAGGCUGCCGCGCCCGUGAGAGCUGCUCUGCAGCCCUGGAUGCGGGUUGUCGAUGAAGGGAGGAAGGAUGGCUGGAGCUGGAGCAGAGAGCUUACCGCCAGCUUUGGCAACCUGAGUCCCUUGAUGAGAGGGUCCUUCCGGAAUCCACUGCCCGGAACGCCUCUGACGCAGAAGCCAGAGCCAGGCCAGGGCUUGGGGCAGGAAGUGGACGAUCUCCAUGAUGAGCUGGCGCGGAACAACUUUCGAGUGUUGGUCAUCAUGCCGGAAGAGAUUGACCAGAUAGACUUGUCAGACCCAAAGAGAGGUCGGAGGUGGAACCACAAGGUUGAGGUGUCCGGAUCUGACAUCUCUUGGAGAACGACGGAGCUUUGGCCAUGA